Argentina anserina (silverweed cinquefoil) is the source of this 2667-nucleotide messenger RNA. RefSeq names its product BTB/POZ domain-containing protein At5g66560. The transcript has 4 exons. Lineage: Eukaryota; Viridiplantae; Streptophyta; Magnoliopsida; Rosales; Rosaceae. Bases 357 to 2369 code for a protein of 670 amino acids. Gene Ontology annotation, molecular function: protein binding. The record is from RefSeq and is a predicted model, not a curated record.
UUAGAGAGGUUGAGAGAGAGAGAGGCAAACUCUUUCUGGGCAGAGUGGGUGGGAGAGAGUCUGUGAGACUGUUCAGUGGGAGAUUCUUCCCUCUUUUUCUCACGAUGGGAUUCAUUCAAAGAGAAAAGGAAAAAUGAUAGUGCUCAUGUUGGAUCUCCCUUUUCAGAAAUUUUUGUUCAAGCUCUGUUUGUCUUCUCUCAUAAUGUUUGAUUCCAAUCCCACCUUUCUUCCUUCCUUACUUUCUGUUACUCAAGUGAAGUCACAUCCCAUUUGACUCUUUCACCUUCAUGAGUCUGGGUUUCUAAUUCUCUCUUAAAGAUUGGAUUUUUCUGGGAGAUACUGAUAGACAGGGAGUGAUGGAGAUAACAGAAGCAGCUGAGCAACCAAGCUCCAAAGGCCAAGCAUGGUUUUGCACAACUGGGUUACCAAGCGACAUUGUGGUCGAAGUUGAAGACAUGGCCUUUCAUCUUCACAAGUUCCCUCUUAUGUCGAAAAGUCAAAAGCUUCACAACCUAAUCGAAGAGCAAGAGGCCAACCCAACACACCCGCAACAAGAGCUAGAAGAAGAGCCGGACGAAAUUGAAGAAGUCCAGUGCCAAAUAGUCCUCCCAAACUUCCCGGGCGGCUCCGAGACCUUCGAAAUCGCCGCCAAAUUCUGCUACGGCGUCAAAAUCGACCUCAACUCGACCAAUGUGGGACCCCUCCGCUGCGCCGGCGAGUAUCUAGAGAUGACAGAAGAGUACUCCGAAGACAACCUCAUCUCCAAAACCGAAAGAUUCCUCUCCCAAGUUGUCUUCAAGAGCUUUAAAGAGUCCAUCAAGGCCCUGAAAUCCUGCGAGCGCGUCACGCCACUAGCGGAAACCUUAGGCAUUACGCAGAGGUGUAUCGAUUCCAUAGCCAACAGAGCCACCAACGCCGAUCCGAGCCUGUUCGGCUGGCCGGUCAAUGAGGUCGCCCCGAACCCAAACACAUCAAAGCACCAGAUUCUGUGGAAUGGGAUUGACACUGGUAAUGGAAGAAGUAAAGGGCUUUCUAGAGCUAACCAUCCAGAUUCUUGGCUCGAAGACUUGGUCCUCUUAAGCCUACCAUUCUUCAAGAGAUUGAUUCUAGCAAUGAAGGGCGGAAAUCUCAGCCUUGAAAUGGUGGAGACUUGUUUGAUGCAUUACGCCAAGAAAUACAUCCCCGGAAUCUCAAGAUCGACUCGAAAGCCUUCUUCUUCUUCCACCACCACCACCACAAAUUCUAGCUCCUCUUUAGCUUCGGAGAGCCAGCAGAGAGAGCUAUUGGAGACUAUAAUAUCCAACCUUCCAUUGGAGAAAACACCAAGACCUUCAACCAGUGCGAGAUUUCUAUUCGGGUUGUUGAGAACUGCGAAUAUCUUGAACGCCUCGCAGGGAUGUAAAUAUGCAUUGGAGAAGAAGAUUGGGUCGCAGCUGGAGCAAGCGAGCUUAGACGAUUUGCUCAUUCCGAGCUAUUCGUAUCUGAAUGAGACUCUAUACGACGUCGACUGUGUGGAGAGGAUUGUUGGGUACUUUCUGGAUGGAAUGGGUCAGAGAAACAGUAACGGAGAUGGAAUUAAUGAAGACGAAGACGAAGACAGAGAUAUUGAAGAUGCUAGAUCACCGGCGUUGAUGCUUGUCGGGAAGUUAACAGACGAGUAUCUGUCUGAGAUUGCUUCGGAUGCAAAUUUGAAGCCGGAUAGGUUCUAUAACUUCGCAAUGGCGCUGCCGGAACAGGCCAGGCUCUUCGACGACGGGCUUUACAGAGCUGUCGAUGUUUAUCUCAAGGCUCAUCCAUGGAUUUCAGAACCGGAGCGGGAGCAGAUAUGUGGGAUUCUGGAUUGCCAGAAGCUGACAUUGGAGGCCUGCACGCACGCGGCGCAGAACGAACGGUUGCCGCUACGUGCUGUCGUGCAAGUCUUGUUCUUUGAGCAGCUUCAGCUCCGUCACGCGAUUGCGGGUACCCUGAUAGCCGGGGAGGUUGCGUUGCCGGAGUCUAGUAGGCCCUCGGUGUUGCAGAGAGAGGCGGAGAGUGAGGAGGAAGGUGGCGCGGUGGAGGCACGCGCGGAGGAAGGAGGAGGUGGCGGCACGUGGAGGUCGGCUGUGAGGGAGAAUCAAGUGCUGCGGUUGGACAUGGAUAGCAUGAGGACGCGGGUCCACCAGCUGGAGCGGGAGUGCUCCAACAUGAAGAAGGUGAUCGGGAAGAUUGACAAUAAGCCACCGCCCGGUCAACCCGAUGGGCGAGUUGGAUGGAAAGGCUCGUUGACCCGGCGGUUCGGGUGCAAGUUCAAGACCCAAGUAUGCGAUUCACACGAGCCAACGGUCGGGGACGGGCGGAAAGGGCGGCGCCACCACCAUCAUCAUCAAUAAUAGGGCUCGACACAUUGAACUGAAGCCUCGUAAAUUUUAUUUUUGUUUGUAAUUGACGCUUUCGCUGUAAUGAUAGGUCGCGGAUUUGACACAUCGUUUGAGGGACACAUGAGAAGAUAUGAUAUGUUAUUAUUGGGGUGAAAUCAUCAAAGCAAAAGCGUUACAUAGGAAUAGUGCAAAUGUGACCUUUUCAUGCAUUCUUUGCUUUAGCUUUUGCUUUUUUUGAUUGAAAGUUCUAAGGAGUUAGUAUGACUUUAAGAACCCCCCGGAGUAUACAUAAUCGCUGGACAAAAGUCCA